AUGCCUGGCGGCAAGGGAAAGUCUUCGGGGGGGAAGAGCUCGGGGGGCAAGACCAGCGUUGAGGGUCAUAAGAAGCAACAGAGCCACUCCGCUCGUGCUGGCCUUCAGUUCCCCUGCGGGCGUGUCAAGCGUUUCCUCAAGCAGAACACCCAGAACAAGAUGCGCGUUGGUGCCAAAGCUGCCGUCUACGUUACCGCUGUUCUCGAAUAUCUGACUGCCGAAGUCCUUGAAUUGGCAGGCAAUGCUGCCAAGGACCUCAAGGUCAAGCGUAUCACUCCUCGCCACCUACAGCUCGCUAUCCGUGGUGACGAAGAGUUGGACACGCUGAUCCGUGCCACCAUCGCCUUUGGUGGUGUCUUGCCACACAUCAACCGCGCCCUGCUACUCAAGGUGGAGCAGAAGAAGAAGAAGGCCCAGGCCAUCGAGGCAUAA
Messenger RNA from Metarhizium brunneum ARSEF 3297, 432 nucleotides. It is a transcript of the gene hH2Az, whose product is annotated as Histone H2A.Z. The record is from RefSeq and is a predicted model, not a curated record. Lineage: Eukaryota; Fungi; Ascomycota; Sordariomycetes; Hypocreales; Clavicipitaceae. Gene Ontology annotation, cellular component: nucleosome; chromatin. Gene Ontology annotation, molecular function: structural constituent of chromatin; DNA binding; protein heterodimerization activity. Gene Ontology annotation, biological process: heterochromatin formation.